UAAAUUCCCCCUUCCUCUUGUUACAAAAAUGACGCAAAACCAUAUAGUGGUUAGGUUUGAUUCUCCAAUUGAACAUUUGUUAUGUGAAAAACGAACAGAUUGAUUUUGGAAUGGGGAAUCGAACUCGUUGUGAAAGUGAAAGGAUGAGAACAGUCUGGACUCUGGAGAUGGAUAGAUACUUCAUUGACCUAAUGUUGGAACAAAUGGGAAAGUGGAAUGACGUUUGUGAUCAUACGUUUAACAAGUAUGCUUGGAAUCAAAUGACUUCUUUGUUCAAUGAUAAGUUCAAGUUUCAGUACGACAUGGAUAUCCUGAAGAAUCGGCACAAGACGCUUAGAACUCUUUACAGAGAUGUACUGCAUCUUCUUGGCCAGGAUGGAUUUAUAUGGAACGAUACCCUGGGAAUGGUGACUGCUGAUAGUAAAGUCUGGGAUGAACACAUAAAGGUUCAUCCAAAGUCACGACCGUACAGAAUAAAAACCAUCCCAUAUUUUCACGAUCUCUGUGAGAUAUAUAAACACGUGGGUUUUGAAAAGAAAGUAACCGUUGCUUGUGAUGAUAAUGAAUUCUCUAAAAACAACAAAGAAACACAAUCUGACUCUGGUAGCUUGCCCGAAGGUGAAAACUCUGAGGAUAUGAAGUUGGGCCUGGUAAAAGAAGAAGAAGAGUCAAUGAUUUCAACCUAUGAAACUCCUCAUGAAAUUGCCCUCAUAGAGUAUUGUGGACUCUCUGAUGUUAAAAUAGAAAUGCCUGUUGAUGACAGCACAUCAUCUACUUUAGCUACCAAUCGUACAAGGACGUGUUGGCAGCCACAGAUGGAUUUCUACUUCAUUCAUCUCAUGUUAGAUCAGGUGAAGAAAGGGAAUCAGGUUGGUGGUCUGUUCAGAAGAGAAGCAUGGGUGGAGAUGGUUUCUUCAUUUAAUGCCAAGUUUGGGUUCCACUAUGAAUUUGAUAUCUUGAAAAACAGGUUUAAAUCUAUGAGGAAACAGUAUAAUGUUAUAAAUGAUCUUCUUAAAUUGGAUGGCUUCGUAUGGGACGAUGUAUGCAAAAUGGUCACAGCUGAUGAACAGGUCUGGCAAGAAUAUAUCAAGGUUAAUGCCACUGCAGCACAAUACAUGACCAAACAUGCACCAUACUAUAAAGAAUUGUGCGUGAUUUGUGGUGAACAUACUAGUGAUGGAAAAGACAGUCUUUUGGGGCAUAACACAGCUCAGGUAGAUGAAGCUCUUGAAGCUAAGUUUGGUGUGUUGCUGAAUAGUUUUGAAUCCCCACUUGCCUUUGUUUCCAUUGAUGACCAAACGGGAAAAAAGGACGACUUUUCCAAUAUGAAUUUCAAUGGAACGGAUCCUUCAAAGAGCAAGCGACAAUUAGACAACCCUUCAGUUUCUGAACGCUCCAAGAAAGCACGGAGUGAAGAGGAGGGCAUUGCCCAUGCUCUUCAUGAGAUGGCAAACACAACUUCAUCUUUGGCAGGUAAAAUAAAUGAUGAGGAGAAAGGAUGCUCAAAUAGUGUUUCCAUAGAAAAAGUGAUCAAAGCAAUCCAGGCCCUGCCUGAGAUGGAUGAUGACCUUAUUUUGGACGCAUGUGAUUUCCUAGAGGAUGAAAAGAGAGCAAAGAUAUUUUUGGCCCUAGACGUUAAACUACGAAAGAAGUGGUUAGUGAGGAAGCUUAGACCAUCACAGGAAUAAGAUGGAUCAGGAUGAGCUCAUAAUCUAUAUGACUUGAAAGUGGUUAAUGGUAUAUUUACUUGACCAUAUUAUAGUUCCAUCAACUUAAAUACCUUUGAAGAAAAACGUUACUCAACUGUAGAAUAAUGUUCACUUGCUUAAACUCAUGUAGGACUCAGCUUACCUUUUUUAUUUUUGAAAGGUUGGGCCUAGUCAUAUUUAUACAGUAGUACAUCUAAUUGAAAUAUGCUCAUUUGUUUUAUGUGAGGUGAACUUGUGAAAACAUACAUGCAAGUGUGAAAAUGUCCC
Cuscuta epithymum is the source of this 1976-nucleotide messenger RNA. NCBI's taxonomy places the organism in Eukaryota, Viridiplantae, Streptophyta, Magnoliopsida, Solanales, Convolvulaceae. The record is from the annotation of a GenBank genome assembly.